UCACGUACAGUGAUGAGCACUUCGCCCCAGGCUCCCAUUCUGGGCAUCACCCCCAGGAUGCCAACAACAAACAAGUUUGUCUAGGAAUGCAGAGGCAUCACCCUGGACCAGACAUGCCCAACUUCUACUCCCUGUCUCCUGGAGGAGUGGGGCAAAUCACGCCACCGCUGGGAUGGUUCUCACACCACAUGGUGCCCGGCCCCCCAGGUCCCCACGCCACAGGGAUCCCCCACCCGGCCAUCGUCAACCCACAGGUCAAACAUGAGCCUCUGCAUGAAACAGAUCUCAUGCACAUUCUUUACAGGAAACCCCAGCACGAACAGAGGAAGGAGCAGGAGCCUAAAAGACCGCACAUCAAGAAGCCACUAAACGCCUUCAUGCUCUACAUGAAAGAAAUGCGUGCGAAUGUGGUCGCCGAGUGCACGCUGAAGGAGAGUGCUGCCAUCAAUCAGAUCCUGGGGCGAAGGUGGCAUGCUUUAUCUCGGGAAGAGCAAGCUAAGUAUUAUGAGUUAGCCCGCAAGGAACGGCAGCUCCACAUGCAGCUCUACCCAGGCUGGUCUGCUCGAGACAAUUAUGGAAAGAAGAAGAAGCGGAAGAGGGAGAAGAUGCAGGAAACAGCCACAGGUACAGGCCAGAGAAUGAAAACGGCGUACAUCUGAGAAAAAUGGAGGAAAACGUAACAAUUUCUCCACAUGCAAAGCAAAGGCAGCAGCUACGGGCCCUCUGCUAGAGAUGGAGGCCUGUUAGAUUCCAUGAAGACCCUUAAAUCUCCAAACUGACGCCUCCAGUUCUCAGAGGACCCCUCCCCUCCCUCUGACCCCACCCACACAUCCCUCCCAACCCCACCUAACCUUAUUCCCUCUCCUUCAGCACAAUCACAUGCCCCCACCACCACCACCAAAAUUACUUCACUGUUUGAUUCUACUCCCUUCCUGAAGGCGCCUGCUGUAGACACUGAACUGAACAAGACAAUCAUGAUUAGUAAGGAGCACCCUCACACAACCACGUUCUCACCGAAACUCCAGAUAACAUCAAAUUUGACGUCUGUGUUUUGUCAGUUUCCUUUACAAUCAGCUUUACUGCAAUCCAAGGCACUGCACUGAAAAACGGCAGCAAUUUUGAUGUGCGCACAAACUUCACCACUGCACCGCCCGAACACCUUUUUCUACGUUACUGUAAUUUAUUUGUCACCUCGGUUCCUUUUGUAUAGUUCACCCCCCCUCCCCCAAUGUCUGUCUCUCUCUCUCCCGGAUUUUUGAGACCAUUUGGGAUUUCGCCCGACCGACCAAACACCUCUUUUUAGACUGCACUAAGGAAGAUGGAGUGAUCUCAUCUCGUCUAAGAAACGUCCUCAAGAUGCCAUUUUAGCUUGUUGCUGACCAGUUGGUGCAAAAAAGGAUCAACAUUUUGAUUUGCUUUUCAUUUCAGACUGAGUUUUAUUUUAUUUUGAAUGCUUUUUUUGUAUCUUGAACCCUUGUUUCAAUUUCUCGGUGUAUAUUUUAGUGAUUUUUGUUUUUUUAAAUAUUGUUUUUUUUUAUAUAUAUAGUGGUAUAUAUGAAAAUAAGCUUUGGACACAGGAAAGCCAUUUUUCUUGUUGAAGCGUCUUGCAGAAAAUUGAAACUUAAGGCUUCUUUUGAUAACUAUUUGUAACAAAUAGUGACCUCGAGUCUUGCUCAGAUGUAAAAUAAUGCUCAGUAUGUGUACUUUUUAAAACUGUCAGGAUAUGUCACUUUUCUUGGUAUUUUUGCAGGCAACAUUAGGACAAAGGCGAGAGUGGUAGCUCAGAGGCCUAUAUUUAUUGUUCUAAAACAUGACAAAUGAAGCAGAUAUAUAUAUUUACCCCAGCACUUGGCAGUCUUUCUUUUAUUGCAAUGGACCUUUGUCUUUUUCUCUCUGGUAGCUAAUAGUGUGGUCUUUAGCCAUGUUGUUUAUUCCAUGCAAGCAUCUCUGUAACAUUUUGAUUUUAAUGCUCUAUUUUAGUAUUACUUGAUGAAUUCCUUUUCUUUUAUUAUCAUAUUUUGGGUCACUGUCAUCUUGGUAUAGCAUUUUGCUUCCCAAGUGGUCAUAUUUGAACUGUUUCAACAUGUUUUUGUUUUUUGUAAGAAAAAUAAAAAGGCACCAUUGGCUCAUUUGAUCACUUGUGUGGUGUAAAGACCAGAGCUAGAUGUGCCAGAUGUAA
Messenger RNA from Micropterus salmoides (largemouth bass), 2179 nucleotides. RefSeq names its product lymphoid enhancer-binding factor 1-like. Gene Ontology annotation, cellular component: beta-catenin-TCF complex. The transcript has 8 exons. Bases 87 to 659 code for a protein of 190 amino acids. NCBI's taxonomy places the organism in Eukaryota, Metazoa, Chordata, Actinopteri, Centrarchiformes, Centrarchidae. Gene Ontology annotation, biological process: regulation of transcription by RNA polymerase II; canonical Wnt signaling pathway. The record is from RefSeq and is a predicted model, not a curated record. Gene Ontology annotation, molecular function: RNA polymerase II cis-regulatory region sequence-specific DNA binding; DNA-binding transcription factor activity, RNA polymerase II-specific.